This is a messenger RNA of Aptenodytes forsteri (emperor penguin), 447 nucleotides long. It is a transcript of the gene SFTPC, whose product is annotated as surfactant protein C. Gene Ontology annotation, biological process: respiratory gaseous exchange by respiratory system. NCBI's taxonomy places the organism in Eukaryota, Metazoa, Chordata, Aves, Sphenisciformes, Spheniscidae. The record is from RefSeq and is a predicted model, not a curated record. Gene Ontology annotation, cellular component: extracellular region; alveolar lamellar body.
AUGGAGAGCAGCGUGAAGCAGGUGGUGUGCCUCCUCAUCGUGGUGGUGGUGGUCGUCCUGCUGGUGGUCAUCAUCGCCGGCGCCCUCGGCGCCCUGCUGAUGUGGCUGCCCGCAGACCAGCGGCACGCCGACGCCGUCCUGCGGAUGGGGCUGCAGAGAGGACUGGCCUGGGAAGAGGAUGUGGCCGCUUUCUACCUGGACAGCGGGGAUGGAAACCCGGCCACGGUCAUCUAUGAUUACAAGAACCUGCUGGUGAGCUACAGAUCCUGGCUCCACCGCGCCUGCUACAUCACCCACGUGGACAAGGACAACAUCCCAGGGCUGGACACCAUCGCCGAGACCUUCCAGCGCCGGCAGGAGAGGCUCGCCAUGCCCCUGGCCGAUCGCUCCCUCCUGGGCACCACGGCGAGCAUCCUCUGCAGCAUCGUCCCUGUCUACUGGGCUUAG